Molecule: messenger RNA, 1879 nt
Organism: Poeciliopsis prolifica (blackstripe livebearer)
Lineage: Eukaryota; Metazoa; Chordata; Actinopteri; Cyprinodontiformes; Poeciliidae
Product: sodium channel subunit beta-1-like
Exons: 6
Coding region: 185-853 (222 amino acids)
Biological process (GO): cardiac muscle cell action potential involved in contraction; sodium ion transport; regulation of heart rate by cardiac conduction
Cellular component (GO): voltage-gated sodium channel complex
Molecular function (GO): sodium channel regulator activity
Source: RefSeq, a predicted model, not a curated record
GCAGCAACACUGUGAGGCUGCAGCAAUAACAUUUUCAGGUAGAAACCCAGCAACCGACGGGAAGCUGUUGCAGAUUGGAGCCAAAUAACAGAGACGCUUUUACCGGGCGACCUCCGAGCUUUAAACCAAACAGCGAUCAGGAGAUCCAGGUAGAUCCAGGUAGAAGGUGCAGGGAGCUGACGUCAUGGCGGCCUGGCCCCCCCUGCUGCUGAUCGCUCUGCUCUGCGGCCUGUUCGCGCCGCGGUGCCACGGCGCCUGCGCAGAGGUGGACUCCGAUACGGAAGCCGUGGCGGGAAAAGGCUUCAAGCUGGGCUGCAUCUCCUGCAAGAGGCGCAGCGAGGUGGAGGGCUCGGCCACCGUGGAGUGGUACUUCCGGCCCGAUGGCGAGUCCGACUUCGUCCAUAUCUACAGCUACAAUGAGAACGGACCCACCAUCGAACACAACUUCUUCGAGGAUCGAAUCGACUGGAACGGCAGCAAGAGGAGCAACGACAUCCAGGACGCCUCCAUCUACGUCCUGAACGUCACCUUCAACGACUCGGGAACCUACCGCUGCUUCUUCUACCGCACCCUCACCUACGAAAACUACGAGUUCUUUGACACCGUGGACAAGGUGGUGCGCCUGACCGUGGUGGCCAAAGCCACCAGGGGCACAGCGUCCAUCGUGUCAGAGGUCAUGAUGUACGUGUCCAUCAUCGGGCUGCAGGUCUGGCUCCUCAUAGAGAUGAUCUACUGCUACAGGAAGAUCGCUGCAGCCGGGGAGGAAGCGCUUCGAGAGGCGGCGAAUGCUGAAUAUUUAGCGAUCGCUUCGGAGAGCAAAGAUAACUGUGCAGGUGUGCAGGUCGGAGAAUAGCACAGGUUUUCUUCCCGGACUGAAAACUUCCCUCCAAGCGCCGACCUGCAUGACGACAUCCUGGCCAGAACCCUCCUCUCCAUCGCCAGCCUGCGCGAGCCUCUUCUGGACGAGCUGAACUGGACCCGGCCGUCCGCUGACAGCCUGGAACCAGAACUGUACAUAGUCUUGUUGAAGCAUGUCGUAUCAGAAACCGUUAUGCAUUAACGUAUCCAGGUCCAUGUGUAGUCACAGCAGAGCUUUUACUGACCCAGCAGCGGAGAGACGCACCUCGGACCGGUUCUGUACGGAUAAUCACUGAUUUAUGAACUUUACUUCCACUUUCAUGGGCUGAUGUUUGUAGAGAUUAACAGCAAUAAUUUGGGUUAUUUAGCCUCUUGUAAGUGGAUAAAUUCAUAUCUUCACCAUGUAAUUCAUACAUAAAAAAUGUCAGUUUCAAACUAAAUAUGCUAGCAAGCUAAAUAUUCAGAUUAGCUUAAAGUUAAAUAUUUAAGUAGCAAGCUAAAUAUUUAGUCUAUAAAGUUUAUUUGAAAAUCACAAGACAGUUUAAGCUAAAAAUGUAGCUUGAAGCUAGACUAAAUAUUUAGAUUCAAACUAAGUUAAAUAUGUAGCUUCAAGCUAGGCUAAAUAUUUAGCUUCAAGCUAAGUUAAAUAUGUAGUUUCAAGCUAGGCUACAUAUUUAGCUAGUGAAGUAAACAUGUAGCUCCAAACUAUUGAAUUUAGAUCUAACUAGUUAGCUUGCUAACUAAAUGUUUAGCCUUCAUAGCAGAUAUUUAGCUUGUUAGUUAAAUAUUUAGCUCCAUUAAUUAGUAAAUUGAGUUAAAUAUUGAACUUCCUGAUAUAAAACUGGUUAAAAUGAAUAAAAUGGUGAAAACAUGACAUUAAAAAUUUACCUCCAUUUUUCUUCCUGCCAGACUAAAUAACUCAAAUUAUUGCUAUUUUUUAACUGUGGAACUUUACAAACAGCGCCCCCUACACUAACUCAUAGUUCUUCACUUGAUAUAAUUAAACGUGAUAAGAACCUAA